AUGGGUCGAUCUCCUUGCUGUGAUGAACAUGGUAUCAAAAAGGGGCCAUGGACUACGGAGGAAGACGAGAAGUUGAUCGAUUUCGUGGCUAAAAAUGGCCACGGAAGCUGGAGAGCUCUCCCGGAGCGUGCUGGUUUGAAUCGGUGCGGGAAAAGUUGCAGGUUGAGAUGGACUAAUUAUCUUCGUCCCGAUAUUAAGAGAGGGAAUUUCUCCAAGGAAGAAGAAUCUUCCAUAAUUGAGCUUCAUAAAACACUUGGGAAUAGGUGGUCGAAAAUUGCUAGUCAUCUCCCGGGAAGAACGGACAACGAAAUUAAGAAUUUUUGGAAUACCCAUUUGAGGAAGAAGCUUCUCCAAAUGGGUAUUGAUCCAAACACUCACAAGCGAAGAACAGACCUAGACCAUUUGCUCAACCUUUCUCCGUUGAUUAAUGGGAUAAACAAUCCUUUAAACAGCGAUUAUCUAAAGGUGCAAGCAGAAAUAGCCAAACUCCAAGUCCUACAGAAUCUAUGCCAACUUCUAAACCCAACCACCAUGAACGAACCUCUAAACCCUGACCCUAACCCUAACCCUAGCCAGUUUCAGGUAGAUUUUUCGACCCGUUUGGCGCCGGGGUCGGGUUUUGAAAAUGGGUUGGUUGGGUUAGAAACUGGGGAUGUGAAUUAUUAUCCACUUCCUCCAUUGAUUUCUGAGUCGCCUGGUUCAACUUCAAAUGUGAACCAAAUUGAGUGUGGAACAUAUCCAUUUUGUGGCUUCCCCAAACCACCUUCAAUUUUCGACACUUUGGAGUCUAUGAUGAACGAAGAAUCAAGUGAAUCAUACUGGAAUAGAAUUUUACAGUAA
Cucurbita pepo subsp. pepo (vegetable marrow) is the source of this 840-nucleotide messenger RNA. The record is from RefSeq and is a predicted model, not a curated record. NCBI's taxonomy places the organism in Eukaryota, Viridiplantae, Streptophyta, Magnoliopsida, Cucurbitales, Cucurbitaceae.